Trypanosoma grayi is the source of this 1077-nucleotide messenger RNA. RefSeq lists its product as hypothetical. The record is from RefSeq and is a predicted model, not a curated record. The transcript has a single exon. NCBI's taxonomy places the organism in Eukaryota, Euglenozoa, Kinetoplastea, Trypanosomatida, Trypanosomatidae. The coding region runs from base 1 to 1077 and encodes 358 amino acids.
AUGCUGCGGCGCACGCUGCAGUGCCUCCUGGAGAAGGAAAGGGCCACCACCGUGAGGCGCGCCGUCAUGGCGAAGGCCCGCCCAAACAGCAGCCACCACAAUAGCGGCAGCGGCAGCACCGACGAGAACAACGCCAGCAACGCCAAGGUGGACGAGAAUAUCGUCCGUCACAUUGGCUUCGCAGCUGACACGCAGCAUAGUAGCGUCAUAGACAUAGAAACGGACACGGCUGCACCACCGCAGCCACCGCAGCCGUCGUCGAUGGAGCCGCCCCGCAGCGACGCCUCUGAGGACGCCUAUCGCUUUCUGCUUCACCACAUCGAUUCCGAGAUUGCGGCGCUGAAGCGGCGCGUCAUGACGGUGGGGCGGCAGCGCACGGACAUCGAGAGCAGUCAGACCCGCCGCAUCCGCGAGCUGUUCGAGUGUAUCGAGCGUCCGUGGCUGCUGCUGGAGUCGAUCCCCGCGCCGCAGCUGCCCAACAAGGCGCUCGAGGUGUACGCGAAGGAGCAGGCCACGAAGCAGCGCGGCAACAGGGGCGUGGACGUCGAGCACGACGCCGUCUUCCUCGACGCGUGCCGGCGCAACUGGCGGGGAAUGCCAAUUGCGCACCGCAAGCUGUACGAGGUCGCCGCGCGCCGCAACGAGCACCUGCGAAAGGAGCUCAAGAAGAAAAUGGCCAACGGCUGCUCCUUCUUUGAGGACUUCUGCGAGCAGGUGAAGGAGUGGACGGCGGAGACGGCGCGUGACGAAAUGAGGCAGGCGACGCUUCGCAAACGCGGGCCGCCGGCGCGGUCGAAGACGGCAGCGACGGCAAAAGAAAAGAAGUCGCCAAGCGCCGCCGCUGCCGCCGCCAGACUCGCAGGGGAAGGGACCGCAGAAGAGGAGGUGCAGGCGCCAACGUUGCGCGAUGCCCGUGCUCCGCGGAAAGGGCCGGUGCAAAGGAAGCCGGCGGCGAAGACGAGGGGAAGCGCGCCCGAUUCGCCCGCGCAGCAGCGGAAGUCGAAAACGUUAAAGGUUCAUAGAGCGAAAAAGCCGGAAGCCCGCCGUAAGACCUCGGCGAAACACAAGAAGAAGUGA